UCUAACCACGAAAAGCAAUAUAACCUUAUAUAAUGUACGGAAAUGGCAUUAACAAAUUGUUUGAAAAUAGUUGAAUUAUAUCAAACUUUCCAAAAAUUUAAAACUAAACCGUUGAACCUAAAAACUAUUAUAAAUUUAAACAAUUUAGUAUCAUUCAAAGUUUUAUCCAAUAAACGUUUUAAUUCAUCUAAUGCCUGUGAUGAUUCAAGUGAUGCAAUCCUGAAGAACUCGUUAAAUGAACAAAAUGUUUCAAUUUUGCUUAAAUUACCUGGUAAAAAGAUAACGUUAACUACUCUUUUAAAAGCUAAACAAUUAUCUGCCAGUAAAGACAUGAAAUUGGUGAAAAUUAUCGAUAGCAAUGAAAAUAGUAAGCCAUUCUACAAGCUUAUAUCCAUAACGGAUGAAUCAAAAAAAAACUCAGAAUUUAAAGUAUCUAAAAAGCAGAACAUAAAGCAUAUGUAUAUUUCAGCAAAUAUUUGUGAUCAUGAUUUGAAAAUAAAAAUUAAAAGCAUGACAGGAUUUCUUGAGAAAAAUUGUAAAGUUACACUCAGCAUUAAUGCAGUUUCAAAUCCAUCCAAAUUAACGAUACAAAUAAGGAUACUAAUUCAUCAAAUGAUAAAAUUGACAAAACAGAAGGAAAUUAAGAAGAUUAUAAAAUACUAA
Messenger RNA from Ceratosolen solmsi marchali, 663 nucleotides. RefSeq lists its product as uncharacterized. The transcript is spliced from 2 exons. Bases 43 to 663 code for a protein of 206 amino acids. Lineage: Eukaryota; Metazoa; Arthropoda; Insecta; Hymenoptera; Agaonidae. The record is from RefSeq and is a predicted model, not a curated record. Gene Ontology annotation, biological process: translational initiation.